AUGGACCAACGCAAAUCCUACCCGUUUCUGUUCACGGGACCCAUUUGCUUCCAGCUGAAAGGUGGGCCCUUGAAGGUGAUGAUCCCAGACAACCUGACGAUGGCACAGGUGGUGGAAAAGAACGCCCUGGUGGAGCUGGGAGGCCAGUACUGGCCACCUGACUGCUGGACACAGCACCACACGGCGGUAGUGGUGCCCUACGGGCAAGCCCAGCACCUGCAGCACCUGCUCCUGCACCUGCACCUGCACCCCUUCCUGCAGCACCAGCCACUGCACUAUGCCAUCUAUGUGGUGAACCAGGUGAACAACACCGCCUUCAACCGGGGCAAGCUUCACAGCAUGGGGUUCUGGGAGGCCGUGCAGGAGGAGGGCCGGGACUGUGUCUCCUUCCACGAUGUGAACCUCCUCCCCAAGGACGAUCGCAACCCCUACAUCUGUGACAUCUUCCCUGCCCACGUGUCUGUGGCCAUUGACAGCUUCAAGUACACGCUGCCCUACCGGGGCUACCUUGGAGGGGUGUUUGCCCUGCGCCGCCUUCACUACGUCAGGAUCCAUGGCUUCCCCAACACACACUGGGGCUGGGAUCGGGAGGAUGAUGACGUCACUUCCAGGCUGAAACUCAGUGGGAUGCUCCUCUUAUGGCCCCAUCUGCUCUUUGGCUGCUACCGUAUGCUGGAGGGGCAGGACUGCAGCCAAAAGCAGAGCCCCCAGAGUCCUGGCCUUCUGGCCCGGAUCCGUCGCAAGUGGCGGCACGAUGGCAUGAACUCGCUGGGAUGCAGGCUGCUCUCCAAGGAGCUGCAGCCCCUCUACACCAGCCUCACUGUGGACAUCAGCCUCUCAGCCCCAGGAGCCCUGGUGCCAGGCUGA
Molecule: messenger RNA, 867 nt
Organism: Balaenoptera ricei (Rice's whale)
Lineage: Eukaryota; Metazoa; Chordata; Mammalia; Artiodactyla; Balaenopteridae
Product: beta-1,4-galactosyltransferase 3-like
Exons: 6
Coding region: 1-867 (288 amino acids)
Biological process (GO): carbohydrate metabolic process
Molecular function (GO): glycosyltransferase activity
Source: RefSeq, a predicted model, not a curated record